AUGAGAGGGUCAGCCAAGGAAAUUAAGCGGUGGGUUCCACUUUCUCUGCCUGGCCACCAUUUACGGUCUGGCCACGGGACUGGUUCUGCACGAGUGGUCCCGCGGCCCCUGCUUCAGGCCACAUACUCCACAAAUCCUCGGAAGGCCACAUACUCCACAUAUCCUCGGAAGGCCACACACUCCAAAAAUCCUCAGCAGGCCACAUACUCCACAAAUCCUCGGAAGGCCACAUACUCCACAAAUCCUCGGAAGGCCACAUACUCCACAAAUCCUCGGAAAGCCACAUACUCCACAUAUCCUCGGAAGGCCACACACUCCACAAAUCCUCAGAAGUUCACAUACUCCAUAUAUCCCCAGGCCACACACUCCACAUAUUUUCAGGCCACAUACUCCACAUAUCCUCAGGCCACAUGCUCCACAUAUCCUCAUCGACGAGGUGUUAAAGUUAUGUUACAGACGACGCUGUUUUGUGCCACCACCACCCUCACGCCCUCACUCAUUUACCCUUUAGCAAAGUCUGCACGUCGACGCAGAUCAGUACACAGACCAGGGACACAGACCAUUACACAGAUCAGUACACAGACCAGGGACACAGACCGGUACACAGACCAUUACACAGAUCACACAGACCAGGCACACAGACCGGGUUUACAGACCGGGACACAGACCAUUACACAGAUCAGUACACAGACCAGGGACACAGACCAGUACACAGACCAUUACACAGAUCAGUACACAGACCAGGGACACAGACCAGGUUUACAGACCAGGGACACAGACCAUUACACAGAUCAGUACACAGACCAGUACACAGCCAGUACACAGACCAUUACACAGAUCAGUACACAGACCAGUACACAGAGAUCAGUACACAGACCAGGCACACAGACCAUUACACAGAUCAGUACACAGAGGGACACAGACCAGUACACAAACCAUUACACAGAUCAGUACACAGACCAGGACACAGACCAUUACACAGACCAUUACACAGACCAGGGACACAGACCAUUACACAGACCAUUACACAGAUCAAUCAGUACAUCCAGGUACAGAUUACACAGACCAGGGACACAGACAUUACACAGACCAUUACACAGACCAGGGACACAGACCAUUACACAGUACACAGCAACACAGACCAGGGACACAGACCCAGACUACACAGACCAUUACACAGAUCAGUUACACAGAUCGGUACACAGACCAGGGACACAGACCAUUACACAGACCAUUACACAGACAGACACAGACCAGGUACCAUUACACAGAUCAGCACACAGACCAUUACAGACACAGAUUACACACAGACCAGGGACACAGACCAGGGACACAGACCAUUACACAGACCAGGGACACAGACCAUUACACAGAUCAGUACACAGACCAGGGACACAGACCAUUACACAGAUCAGUACACAGACCAGGGACACAGACCAUUACACAGAUCAGUACACACCAGGGACACAGACCAUUACACAGACCAUUACACAGAUCAGUACACAGACCAGGCACACAGACCAUUACACAGACCAGGGACACAGACCAGGACACAGACCACAGACCAUUACACAGACCAUUACACAGAGUCAGUACACAGACCAGGACACAGACACAGACCAUUACACAGAUCAGUACACAGACCAGGGACACAGACCAUUACACAGACUAGUACACAGACCAGGCACACAGACCAGUACCAUUACACAGAUCAGUACACAGACCAGGGACACAGACCAUUACACAGACCAUUACACAGAUCAGUACAGAGUAGACAGUCAGUACACAGACCAGGACACAGACCAUUACACAGACCAUUACACAGGAUCAGUACACAGACCAGGGACACAGACCAUUACACAGACCAUUACACAGAUCAGUACACAGACCAGGGACACCAGACCAUUACAGACCAUUACACAGAUCAGUACACACAGACCACAUACAGACCAUUACACAGAUCACACAGACCAGACACAGACCAUUACACAGAUCAGUACACAGACCAGGCACACAGGCAAUCAGGACACCAGAACACCAUUUUUACACAGAUCAGUACACAGAUCAGUACACAGACCAUUACACAGACCAUUACACAGAUCCAGUACACAGACCAUUACACAGACCAUUGAUCAGUACACAGACCAGGGACACAACCAUUACACAGAUCAGUACACAGACCAGGACACAACCAUUACACAGAUCAGUACAGACAGUAUUGAUCAGUACACAGUCAGAACACAGACCAGGCACACAGACCAUUACACAUCAGUACACAGACCAGGGACCACACAGACCAUUACACAGUACACAGACCAGGGACACAGACCAUUACACAGACAGUACACAGACCAGGGACACAGACCAUUACACAGACCAUUACACAGAUCAGUACACAGACCAGGGACACAGACCAUUACACAGAUCAGUACACAGACCAGGGACACAGACCAGUACACAGACCAUUACACAGAUCAGUACACAGACCAGGCACACAGACCAGGUUUACAGACCAGUACACAGACCAUUACACAGAUCAGUACACAGACCAGGCACACAGACCAGGUACACAGGCGGCCUCCGACACGCAUUUGA
Homarus americanus (American lobster) is the source of this 2595-nucleotide messenger RNA. Its product is annotated as paternally-expressed gene 3 protein-like. The transcript is spliced from 5 exons. The coding region runs from base 1 to 2595 and encodes 864 amino acids. The record is from RefSeq and is a predicted model, not a curated record. Lineage: Eukaryota; Metazoa; Arthropoda; Malacostraca; Decapoda; Nephropidae.